This is a messenger RNA of Sphenostylis stenocarpa, 333 nucleotides long. NCBI's taxonomy places the organism in Eukaryota, Viridiplantae, Streptophyta, Magnoliopsida, Fabales, Fabaceae. The record is from the annotation of a GenBank genome assembly.
AUGGGGCGCUUUCAAAACCCCUUGAUUAAGAAGUUGAGGGAGCCUCCGAUCCUCUUUCGUGUGCAACGGUUAAGACUUGUGCCCGUUGAUGAAUCAUCAAUCCAUUCAACUAUCAUGUUAGCCGAGAAGACAAACUUGAGAGUAUAUAAGGCUUCUUCUGCUCUACUUGAUGCUGGAUAUCUUACACACAGACUUAUUGAAGUAGUUCAACACAUUGUUGUACGCAAAAUAGAUUGUGGCACUACCCGAGGGAUUUUUGUGAGUCUUACAAAUAAAUGGGACACUGCCGGAAAGAGUUCGCUUAAGAUUGAUAUAUGGAGAUGCCCGUCUUGA